AUGACUAACCUCGUCACCUUUGGUGAUAGUCUCACGGACGAAUCUCGAAUCCUGUACUUCAUGGAGCACGAUGGUCAAGCGCCUCCACCAGGAACAAGAUUCCCUCCCAACAACCAGACCUUGAGCGGCGGCUAUGCCUGGGGACGACUCGUGGCCAACCUCAGCGGUGCCGAAUACUACAACUACGGUGUCGGAGGAGCUACCUGCUCAUCCAAAAUUGCAACGAAAAUCUUUGCAGGUUACAACUGGACGGUCCCUACAGUGCUUGAGUACCAAGUUCCUGCCUUCCAACAAGACCUCGCCGUUGAUGGCAUGUUUCCCGACCGAAAGCCAGACAAUACUGUUUAUGCCAUGUGGAUUGGCACGAAUGAUCUCGGCUGGGACGCUUUUCUCUCUGACUCCAUGGCCCCUGGUGCUGCAUUGUCUGACAUUGUCGACUGCAUGUGGAAAUCCUUCGAUGGAGUCUACAAAGCUGGUGGACGUCACUUUGUCGUACUAAACAUGCUUCCAUUGGAGCACGCGCCUGUUUAUGCCCUUCCUGAACUUGGUGGGCCGGAACACAGUCAGUACUGGCCCGGAAAGUCCGAGUACAAUGUUACGCAGUACAACUCCAAGCUCCACCAGUAUGCGACUAGCGUCAACACGAUGCUCGAGCAGGGUGGACUGCUGGAGCAUACCAUCAAGAAGCGCUGGCCUGGAGCGUCGCUGACCGUAUUCGACGUCAACGCGUUGCUGAAGGAUGUCUUGGAGGAUCCGGGCGCUUCCUUGAGUUAUCCCGCUAAUGUUACUGGGGUUUACCAUUUCUGUCCAGAGGAUGCAGCACCCGAGGAUUGCGUUGACUCUUCACACCCACUCUCGAGUUUCUUCUGGUACGACGAUCUACACCCAACUGAGAGGGUUGUGCGGAUCAUAGCCGAGAUCUUCAUCAAAGUUGUCAAGCGGGAGUCCAAGUAUGGGCACUACUACGGAUAG
This is a messenger RNA of Fusarium vanettenii 77-13-4, 972 nucleotides long. RefSeq lists its product as uncharacterized. The transcript is spliced from 2 exons. NCBI's taxonomy places the organism in Eukaryota, Fungi, Ascomycota, Sordariomycetes, Hypocreales, Nectriaceae. The record is from RefSeq and is a predicted model, not a curated record. Gene Ontology annotation, molecular function: hydrolase activity, acting on ester bonds. Bases 1 to 972 code for a protein of 323 amino acids.